AUUCCAAUCGUGCUUCUUUGGAUGAUCAGUUUGAUCCAACUCAAGUUGGCCUUGGUCCCCACUACAUUCUUCACCAUCGUCCUCGUCCCGAUUUUUUGAACUCACAUUAACUAGGAACUUCGUCUUGCACAUAUUUUGUGUAUCUAGGGAUGUCGAGGGGUAUGUCACGCGCUUAUUACCGCGAGGUACAAGAGGAGAUUUUAGUAGACGAUGAAUGGGAAUUCGCAGAAGGUGCGAUUGUCUUUGAUCUCGUGUUUUGCGCGUGAAGUGACAUUGUUAUGGACAUGGACACCCACUUCAUAUCACCAAGAGGUUAAUUCUGCCCUCAUUCCUUUCAUUCCACUACCAGUAGAAAGGAGUGCUUCAAACCACUCGAUCUCAUCAACACAAUCAUCCGUCUACUCCGGUCUGGAAGACCUGAGCGAUAUGAUGUGCAAUAUGCCAGAAAAUGUCUUGAAUGGCACUGUGAACAGCAUUACCUCAAGAGUUGAUAUUCCAAUGGUCUCCCGUCCGUCGACUACCGCUGUUGGCUCCAGUCCUGCCCAACCCCUUUCAACUAUGUCUGUUGGCUCGUCGGAUUCAGCGGAUUCGGCUUCACCUUCGAGUAGUUGGUCUUCUGUCCUAGGUAAACGGAAAACAGACGAACCUCCUGACAAUUCCUUGUCUCCACGUAAGAGUGCGAGAAUCAGCGAUGCAAAUAUUAAAAUCCAUUCAAUCGCUCAUGAUCGAAAUCUACAAGCUUAUUUUGACAAUAAAAAAAUAUCCUUUGGGGUACAGUGGCUGAUUGCCAAAAUGGUCAGUUACGAUGUUCUUGCAUACGAGGACAUCCAUAUUCCCGACUUGGAUAAGCUUCGCGGCACAAAUGAAGAAGCCACACCACGCGUAGCUAAGGUAUUUGCAUGCCAGAACUCCAAGGGCGAAGAAGAAGGUUUCUUCGUUAAAGAAAAGGCAGUUUUGUCGCCUUGGAAAGAGCUUGACAGAGAACACGAACACGCUCUUGCAAUGGGUGACAGCUUUGACGGGUUUCAGCGACAGGCCGAUGGUUGGUAUGGAGGGAAAGUGCAUUUUGGUGCAACUUUGAAGGCUAUCGAUAAGAAGACUGAGACACCUGAAUACCGCAUUCAACUCAAUCCGCCAGAGCUUGGGUCCUCGUCGAGACUAAUGCGACAGUAUGGUUCCAAGAACUUUCUACGCGUGAAGGUGCCGAGGAAUAUUCUGAACAAGCCUCAGCAUGGCCUUGUGGAGUUUUUUUCGCAACACUUUCUCCUCUGUGGUCUGGUUUAUCGGGCAUUUUAUGCAAAAGAUGGAAGUGUUUUUCUCGUGGCAACUAAUUGUCCGACGGGAUACAGUCGAAUUCCUUCUCAUGCUCACCCUCCACCACCAUCUCUGGAGAAUUAUCUCGACUGGCAUAACCCUAUAUCUUACAACACGUCUCAGAGUGUGGCAAAAUGGUCCUCGCGGUUUGCAUUGGGACUUUCGAACUCUGUCCCAGGUAUUACCAUCAGCCGGGAAAAUAUCAUGUAUCUGAAAGAAGAAGACCCGGGGGGUCCGGACAUGACAGAUGGCUGCGGGUACAUUAACAAAAUUGCUUUGAAGGCGUUGCGCGAGCUCUUGCAAUGGGACACAACACCAACAGCAAUCCAAUGUAGAAUCGCUGGUGCCAAGGGACUCCUAAUCCUGCAUCCUGAUUCGUCAGAAAAUUGUUCCGACGUCCCUCGGGUUUGGUUACGCGAAUCACAAAUCAAGGUCAAGUAUCCUGAAACUCGAGAACUAUCGUCUGGUCACUUAACAAUUGAUGUGCUACGGUCGUCUCACAUGCGCUCUCCCUCUCGCCUUGCUGCGGAGACCAUAGUGAAUUUUGCUGAAAAUGGCGUUCCCCACUCAGUAUUUAUUGAUUUGAUGAAGGAAGGUUUGGAUGCUAUCGUCGACGGUUUGCUUGACUGGGAUGGCCCAGAUGCUAUGUAUCGUCUAUGGCACAGUGUCGCAAGAGCCGGUGCCGUGGUUGGAUCUAGAUUAGCUCGUGAAGCUGGUGGAGAGGCUCGAUCAAGAGGUUUCGCCAUCAAAGACGACGAUAUUGAAGAUGAUGACGAAGACGAUCUGAAUGCGGUCAUCGAAAUUCCUCGCUCAAUCGCUUGGUGGGGUGACGAGGUCUCAGGUUGCCCUUCGGCUCUUGAAGAGACGGUAAUGGUCAUGCUUGACUCUGGUUUCACUCCUCGCGAUUGCCCAGUUCUCGCUGAGAAGCUUCGUAAUUUUCUCAAGACGAUGGUCGACAACUUUGUGCAACGAUAUAAAAUCGAGGUACCCAUGUCUUGUGUAGGAUGGAUUGUGCCAGACCCUUCUGGAACAUUGGCUCCUGACGAAGUGCAAAUUCUCUCGAAGGAUUCGAAAUUCCGUUGUCCUGAUGGAACCGAGUCAAAUGUUGUGUUGGGUGACAUCCUGCUCACACGACAUCCUUGUAAACUGCCGACAGAUACUCAGAAGGUCAAAGCUGUUGAGAAACCGGAGCUCAGGCGCUACACAGACGUGAUAGUGUGCUCUGUGCAGGGAACUCGCCGGUUUGCAGAUCUUCUUGCUGGAGGCGAUUACGAUGGGGACAAGGCAAUUGCUGUUUGGCAGCCGUCUAUAGUGUCGCACUUCAAAAAUGCCGAUCUCAAAUACUCUCAUCCGCCUGAUAAUCUCUCAGAGAAUUUCCAUAAAAACACCCUACGAGUCGACGAUUUUUUGGAACAGCAUCAAGGAUGCAAAUUUGAUGAUGUAAUACCCCGCCUGCAGUCAUUUUUGUUAGGAGGAUUGCGCGACAUAUCGUCAGUCGGAAAGUACUCGAACUUGCACGACGUGGCGGUGUACACCCUUGGAUAUGCGCAUAAUGAAACCAUUCGCUUGGCUUAUAUGUUUUGCAAUAUUCUCGACGGUGCGAAGAGUGGUUUGACCGUUUUACCGGAGGUCAUGAAGAGCGAUACAAAGCUCUACCACAAACGCUCUCCACAGUGGAAAGAAUGUGGGGAGGAGAAACCGGAAACCAACGAAAUGAACGCCCAGCGUCCCAAAGGCAUGACAGAAUUUGUUAUGGAUGCAAUCAUGAGCCAUGCCCGGAACCACCGGGACCUGAAACUGCAACAGGUCGACAGCGCUUUUUCCAGACACCAUGGUCACAGAGAUUCCUCUCUCGAGAAGCCAUGGCAGGAUGCUGAGUCAAGGCUGCAGCGUGUGAAGUGCAACAAUGAGCACGCUGCUUUGACAAUGGAAAUGGAGCUCUCCAAGAUACGCACACACGUCGAAAAGAUGCGUGAGGAGUACAGGAAGAGCAUCCGUCGCAGUUUCUCUGGCCUUAAGAUUGAACGGCGACAGGAUAUUCUUCGCUCCCUCGCUCGUGAUUUCUCUGCUGCCCCAGAUGUUUCGUCUUUUCUUUUCUUCUCAUCGGAGGAAGUGGCAAGGCUCAAGGCUUCCUACGCAUAUAUUCACGAAUGCCCGAACACCACUGGUCAAUUCCCCUGGGAUGUUGCUAUGCGAGAGCUUGGGAUGAUCAAGGCAAGGAGCCUUGGUCCGUCGAAAACAGUCGCGCUCGGUUUCUAUGAGAGAUUUGUAUUGACGCGAGCAGCAUUUAAUUGAUGGUUCAGUAUGUGUUGAUCUGUUAUGUGUAGGCUAGAUCUCUGUAGUAGCACGCACGGUGUACAUUGUAUGAGUAGCACUUGGAGUGAUUGCGGGGUAAAAUACAAGUUAAUCGUUGAAUUGAGUUGAUCAGGAAUUCCAUUCCGAAGUAUCUUCACUGCGGUAUUUUGGCGAUAUUCGUUCAAGGAUUUGGCGUAGUUUGAGCCUGCUGAAGCUUCGUUUGUAUCUCGACGAGCUGC
Molecule: messenger RNA, 3848 nt
Organism: Suillus discolor
Lineage: Eukaryota; Fungi; Basidiomycota; Agaricomycetes; Boletales; Suillaceae
Product: RNA dependent RNA polymerase-domain-containing protein
Exons: 13
Coding region: 211-3609 (1132 amino acids)
Biological process (GO): siRNA processing
Cellular component (GO): nuclear RNA-directed RNA polymerase complex
Molecular function (GO): RNA-directed RNA polymerase activity
Source: RefSeq, a predicted model, not a curated record